Aplosporella prunicola CBS 121167 is the source of this 2043-nucleotide messenger RNA. RefSeq lists its product as uncharacterized. NCBI's taxonomy places the organism in Eukaryota, Fungi, Ascomycota, Dothideomycetes, Botryosphaeriales, Aplosporellaceae. The transcript has 6 exons. The coding region runs from base 1 to 2043 and encodes 680 amino acids. The record is from RefSeq and is a predicted model, not a curated record. Gene Ontology annotation, biological process: amino acid transmembrane export from vacuole.
AUGGUACCGCGGCAUCCAGAGCCCACGUCAGAGCCACCGCCGCCACGCCCGCGUUUCCCACGUCAAUCGUCCACCUUCUCCAAGCGAUCCUUUGCUUCCUCUUACGGCCACGAAGCCGAUGACGAGCGCUCGCCCAUCAUGGGUCCCGAUGCUGACUAUGGCCCCGUCCGCCCCCGCUACCCCGACGAGGACACCAGCCUGACGUCCCGCAGAGAGCUGUCGGGCUUCUAUAUCUACGGGUGGGCUGCCGAGGUCUUUGUAGUCUGUGGUGUUGGUAAAUGCCUGGCCCUUCUCUCCCCACCGUCGUCGAGUGUCGCGCGCUUUGGGUCCGACUACGGCGCCGUGCAGCGCUCCUUUAUCCCCAUCACGCUUGAGCAACUUGCCCGCGAGCGCGGCGUGCUCCUAUCAGACAGGAAGACGCCUUGCACAAGCCUCAUCGACAUACCCGAUCCGCCAACUGCAGCCUCUCCGCCUUCCGAUUCCGUACAAUGCGUUGUCAAUGUGCUGGGUGUCGAAAUAAACACCGCAAGCUUCGCCAUGUACACGUUUUCAAUCAGUGUCUUGAUUCAAGCACUGCUGAUCAUCUCAAUGUCUGGCGCGGCGGACCAUGGCAGAUAUCGCAAGACCUUAUUGCUCAUAUUCGCAUUCGUCGGCUCGACUGCUACGAUGCUGUUUCUCCCAAUUGUCCCCAAAGUCUAUGUGUUGGGCGCGCUAUUGGCAAUUGUUGCCAAUACGUGCUUUGGUGCGUCGUUUGUGCUGUUGAACUCUUUCCUCCCCCUCCUAGUCAGGCAUCACCCUUCCGCCCAGCAAGCGUAUAUAGACCCUGAUGAGGAUCCCUAUUUCGAGGAGGAUGAGACGCGGUUAGCAGAAGAAGAGCCUGUAGAGGAAGACGAACCAGUGCUUGAGGAAAUUGAUCGUGUGGACUCACGGACAGCUUUGAUAAGAGCUUCAGGAACAGACAUCACGGAGCCUCUGCCGAGAUCCUCAGCUGCAACUUCAGAAGCACUUACACUGUCAACAAAGAUAUCGUCUUACGGUAUCGGCAUUGGUUAUAUUGCCGCACUUUUGGUCCAGACGUUUUCGAUCUUUCUAGUCAUUGCUAUAAAGUCCACAACCUUCUCCCUCCGCCUGGUGCUAUUCUGCAUCGGAGCAUGGUGGUUCAUAUUCGCUAUUCCGGCAGCUUUUUGGCUGAAAUCGAGACCUGGCCCACCUUUACGCAUUGAUACUAGUGGUGGUAAGGCACGAACGUGCUUCGCCUACUUUUCCUACUCCUGGAAAUCUUUGGGAAAAACAGUCAUGCACGCUCGACGACUCAAAGACAUUCUACUGUUCCUUGGCGCUUGGUUUCUUUUAAGCGACGCUAUUGCAACAGUCAGCGGCACGGCCGUCCUCUUCGCCAAAACAUCGCUCGAGAUGAAGCCGGCAGCAAUUGCGCUUAUCAACGUCAUUGCGACGAUCUCAGGCAUCGUCGGUGCCUUUUCCUGGAGCAGACUGUCAAUAUUGAUGGGCUUGAGACCUUCGCAGACAAUACUGUGCUGCAUAGGUCUGUUCGAAAUCAUCCCUAUUUAUGGCUUGCUGGGAUACAUCCCAGCAAUUCGCAGACUAGGAGUUUUCGGGCUACAGCAGCCCUGGGAAAUGUACCCGUUGGGCGCUGUCUACGGGUUCGUCCUCGGCGGACUAUCUUCCUACUGCCGCAGUCUUUUCGGCGAGCUCAUUCCCCCGGGAUUCGAGGCGGCGUUCUAUGCGUUGUAUGCAAUCACAGACAAAGGAUCCAGCGUCUUCGGCCCAGCAGUUGUGGGUGCGAUUACUGAUGCGACUGGAGAGAUUCGUCCGGCUUUUUGGUUUCUUGCGGCUUUGAUAGGCCUUCCAUUUCCGUUAAUGCUGGCAGUCAAUGUGGAGCGAGGCAAGUACGAUGCUCUUGCCUUGUCCGAGGACUUGAACGGGAGUGAGGACGGGGCGUGCAACGAACAAGGAGACGGCGAUGAUCUUUUCAGAUGGAGUAGGACGGAAGAUCAGGCGCGGCCGGGAGAUGGUAGCCGUUGA